This is a messenger RNA of Telopea speciosissima, 1019 nucleotides long. Its product is annotated as damage-control phosphatase At2g17340-like. The transcript has 11 exons. The record is from RefSeq and is a predicted model, not a curated record. The annotation marks the transcript as partial. Gene Ontology annotation, cellular component: cytosol; nucleus. Lineage: Eukaryota; Viridiplantae; Streptophyta; Magnoliopsida; Proteales; Proteaceae. Gene Ontology annotation, molecular function: ATP binding; pantothenate kinase activity. Gene Ontology annotation, biological process: coenzyme A biosynthetic process.
UCAUUGGGUUUGUUUUGGUACAGGAAACGAGGAGAAAGUGACACUACAGUCCCUGAUGCUCAUAUUAAAGCAGCAGAAUUUGAUAAAAGGUACGCAGAGAUAAUUGAGGACUUCAAGAAAGAUCCUGAAAGUCACGGUGGACCCCCUAAUUGCAUUCUUCUUUGUAGGCUUCGUGAGGAAUUGCUCAGAGAAUUAGGAUUCAAAGAUAUAUUCAAGACAGUUAAGGAUGAAGAAAAUGUUAAAGCCAUCUCGCUUUUUGCGGAUGUUAUUCGACUUAAUGAUGCCAUUGAAGAUGAUGAAAAACUUGCAGAGAGCUUGGUUAGGGGAAUAUUUGCAGGAAACGUAUUUGAUCUAGGCUCUGCACAGCUUGCAGAGGUUUUCGCUAAGGAUGGAAUGUCCUUUCUGGCUAGUUGUCAAAAUCUUGUGCCUCGACCUUGGGUUAUUGAUGAUUUGGACACAUUUAAGCUCCGAUGGAGUAAAAAGUCUUGGAAAAAGGCUGUAAUUUUUGUAGAUAAUUCUGGUGCAGAUAUCAUCUUGGGAAUCCUGCCAUUUGCCCGAGAGUUACUUCGACGUGGGACACAGGUUGUUUUAGCCGCUAAUGACUUGCCUUCGAUCAAUGAUGUAACCUACCCUGAACUUAUCGAGAUCGUCGCAAAGUUGAAGGAUGAGAAGGGACAGCUCAUGGGUGUUGACACUUCAAAUCUUUUGAUUGCCAAUUCUGGUAAUGAUUUGCCGGUUAUUGAUCUUGCAAGAGUGUCACAACAGCUUGCUGAAGUGGCAAGUGAUGCAGACUUGGUUGUCUUGGAAGGGAUGGGUCGUGGGAUAGAAACAAACCUUUAUGCACAAUUUAAAUGCGACUCUCUCAAGAUUGGAAUGGUGAAGCAUCCAGAGGUUGCUCAGUUCUUAGGAGGAAGGCUCUACGAUUGUGUCUUCAAGUACAAUGAAUUUUCGAGUUGAUUAAACAUUACUUCUUUUCAAAUGUUUAUCACUGCUAUUCUCACAUGGAGAAGGGCUACUUG